AGAAACUGCGCGAGUGCGGAAAGGAUUCCAACAUGGCCGCCACCGCAGCGGGUGAGUCGGGCUGCAGUAGCAGCAGCGGGACAGAACGCAGCGAGGAGCCGCUGUUGUCACUGCCGCCGGCUGCGGCCCGGGAGAUCAUUAAACCCUCCGUAACGGAGCUGACAAAGGUGCGGACCAACAUCCUGUGCACAGUGCAGGGAUGCGGCAAAAUCCUCCCCAACACCCCGGCGCUCAACAUGCACCUCGUCAAGUCUCACAGAGUCAAGGAGGGUAUCGUCAACCCUACGAUACGAAAGGAUAUGAAAGGUUCACAGAAGCUCUACUGUUGUCCGAUAGAGGGCUGCCCCAGAGGACCGAACAGACCUUUCUCCCAGUUUGCUCUGGUUAAGCAGCAUUUUAUGAAGAUGCAUGCAGAGAAGAAGCACAAAUGUGUCAAGUGCAGCAAUGGAUACAGCACAGAAUGGGACUUGAAGAGGCAUACCGAGGAUUGUGGAAGGACCUACAGUUGUACAUGCGGUUGUCCGUACGCAAGUCGAACGGCACUGUUGUCACACAUUUACAGAACUGGUCAUGAGGUUCCCAAAGAGCAUAGGUAUCCACCUGUGAAGAAAAGAAAAAUGGAGAAACUAUCUCGCAGUGCAGCAAAACUUGAGCCUAAUGGACAGACUGAUGAAAUAGAAGUCACUGAAGGAGCAUUUCCUGCUGAAGGAGCAUCCCACACUCCAGAUUUACCACAACACAACCCCAUCCCCUCGAAAAACCUCCAAAAGCUUCUCCUGCCCAUGCCGAAAAUGGCUUUAGUCAAUGUCCCUGUGAUGCAGCUAGCACACUUGCCCGUCCUCCUCCCGCCGGCAGAGAGUGGUGCCUUGAGAUCCGUGGUCUUGACGGUGGACACCCAAGGGUCCGUCAGUACCUUGCAUCUCAUGCCUCAGUCACUUGGUGCAGUGGUACCUCCGUUAAACACUAAAGAUGUCAAAGAAGCCAUGCCCGUUUCCAGAUCAAACCUGGAUGCUAUCAGUACAGGGAUCCAAGUCAAUCUGGAAAGCUUGGUCUCGGUUGAUGAACCAGUUAAUGAUUUGGGAUCAAGAAGUAAAAGUACCUCAACCAACAUUCAAACAGAUAUCUCAUUCCUCAAUAAGGGACCUGUUGGAGGAGUCAAUAUCAGUCCCACAAGCGAGGCCUCCGUUUCCUCUGGUUCUCAAACUGACAUUAGUGUGAGUGCCCAGAUCCAGCUACCGGUCAGUGUUCAAACUCAGACGUUCCCCUUGAGGUCCAAAGUCACGUCCUCCAUUGGGGCCCAAACCGAAACGCUCAGUCAGAUACCGUUCCCUUCUGGUAACAUGACGAGGGAAACUCAGACAAGUUGCUUCCCAGCAGCUUCAGUAAAUAAGACCCAAAUGGACCAAGCGAUGGCGUGUGCAAACAUUUUUGAUUCCGAUAUGCUCAGCGUCUCUACGCAGACUACAGUACAUGGCGGGCCUUUUGGCACCAAUGAUCUUGAUCCCAUGAGCACGGAAUCAGGAUUUUUUGAAGACAAAACUGCUUCAUCCUUGUGCUUUGGAGCUCAGAGAGACAUUUUGCACCAAAACACGGUAACUGACAAUCAGACUCAGACGAUGACCCUUUUCAGUGAUCUGGAGAACAUCCUUUCUGACAGCAUGGCAAGUGGAGCACAAAGCUGUGGAUCAGGCCUGGUUCCAGUCCAAGAGCAGCACACGGGCAUCGACUUUGACAUUGAGGAUUUCCUCAACGCGACCCAUAUUCAGACUCAGACAGACGAGAGUGCCUUGGGAGGCUUGAGCUCUGAGACGCCCCUGGAGCUCCUCGACAUUGAGACGCAAACCGACUUCCUCCUGUUUGAUAACCUUGGGGAUGGCCAGAAUAGUGAUGUCGGCACCAGGGUCCAAACGAAUGAUCUUGAGCUGGAGAUGUUUGACACACAAACCCAAACAGAUCUGAACUUUCUGCUUGACCCCAGUGGUCACAUGUCCCUUGGGAGCAUCCUAAGACACUCCAGCUUCAACAUGAGCACUGAGUCGUCAGACACCGAGACCCAGACUGACACCAGGGCUCCUCCACCUCCUCUUCCCCUGUCUUGUUCCAAUGAUGGACAGAUCAGACUUAGCAGCACUGAAACGCAGACAGUCUCCAGUUCCUCCAGCCUGGGCCAGCUUUUUCUAACCAGCAACGAGACGCAGACGGUCAUGGACGAUUUCCUGUCAGCAGACCUGGCUUGGAAUAUGGAGUCCCAUUUCAGUUCGGUGGAAACCCAAACCGGUGAAGAUCUCUUGUCUUUGUUUCAACACUCGGACAAAGCCAUCAGUUGAGCGCUUUGCCGUUAUGGCUUGUCUGUAGUGGGUUGGAUGUCGGCAACGUUACGAAGGAACUGUUUCUGAUGAAUUGCCCAGAGGUGGAUGAUUUGGGCCAACAGAUGGCAUUCUUCGUUAAAGGGCUCAGUUUGGAAGGCACUUGUGGCAAUUGAGCUCGCUUGUAGUUAUUUGGCAUCUUGAGUCAUUCCACUGCAAGUAGCCUCAAAGCUUAAAGAGCUUUCACUAGUACUGUUUGGACGGGAUUAGGUUUACAUAUAAACGUGAACUAAUUUGCAAUAUUUGCUCUUCGACUUUUAUUUCCAGAUCAUCUUCUCAAGAAAAUUUCACAAACGGGAAAAGACGUAUCCUCUCCCAACAAACUAUUUGGUACGAGUUAUAUAAUUUGCAUCGACGUACUCUCUACACUCCGAGUGCAUUAGCAGGAGAAACGAAAUAAAAUAAAUUUGAAGAGUGUAAUCCUGAUUUUAAGGCUGAUUUAUGGGAACUGUUAGAACGUCAGCUACUGUUGUAUGCGUGUAUUACACAAUAUAUCAUGCAAAUUUAGUUUUUGAGUAGGAGUGCGAACCUGCGUCUUUCCCUCAGCCGUGAUACAAUUCAACGGAGUUCUGAUCCAGUUCACGAUCAAAUCAGGUUUUCUACCAUGGGAACUUCUUGAGGUUGAUGAAUUCAAGAGGGAAGCAAAAAGAGAGGCCAGUGAAGGAGAAUAACAGGAAUUCGCUUGUUUUGCAGACGUUCCGCAACUUGAAAUGGAACCAACCGAUAAAAAUUCUGCCGUGCAAAGGCAAACUGCAGUAUCUGCAUAUUGUGUCGGUGGCAAAAGACAGUCCAGUUGCGUCACCGAUUCGCUAUUGGACUGUCUCUUGCCACCGACACAUUAGUACCUUUUGAUCUUAUCACCCCAUCCAUCGGCGAUGGACCCCCCCCCCGUGAAGCCUUUUGAGGAAGUUUGGAACAGUCAAGCGCCCUAAUCAUUGUUUCAUCAACGGAACCCUCUGCAGAAACUCGUCCCUCUUGCGUUAACUUAAUAUCCACCCGGACACAAGAGGAGACGCGUAAAGAAGGUACUGCAGACGUCUCUCAAAGAAGCUAACCCAGUCUAAAUAGGGCUUUCAGCUGCACUUUAUCAUUUCAUGGCCGUCAUUUGAUUUGACUGCUCCUUAACAUGUUUACUUUUAUUUGCACAUUUUGUUUCAUACCCUUUGUUAAAUGGUUGUUUUUUUUAUUUCCGUUAGAACAGGAUAUAUCCUUUUCGAUGAUGAUCGUGCUACUAUGUAGUCGUAAAUUUACAGUGUGGCUCAAGUCUAAAAUGAUUGACGUAUAGAAAUGACGUGUUCAACUUUUAAAAAAUCAGAUUUCUUGUGAAAUUUGGAUAUUUUCUUGUUUGGCUGCACUGUAAGGAUAAUUUGUGUCGUGUUUUUGUUUUAUAGUGUCUAAUUGUUAAGCAAUCAGUUGCUACAGAUGUUUUUGCUCUGACUACAGCAGUACCUAUAUAUAAUAUUGUUUUGCUUUAGAAAGCAUCUGGUUUAAAUUAUUCUAAUGUAUGCAUGUUGCAUCGCAUAUAUCAGUGACCUUUAACAGUUGAGCUCAGCGCGCUACGAUUCUAAUGAUUUGCAUUCUGUACUGUGAGUGAGUGAGUGAACAUGCAAAUCGCAGUUGUUUACAGCAAGAUGGAACCUUUAACGAAAUCUAUAACGAAAGCAUGUGACGUUUCUCAGAAUGUAGACGUUUUCACUUUAAGCACUACUUGCGAUUAUAGCUUUUGUGUCGGUGCCUUAAUUUAAGUGGUAAAUAUAAACACACUUGAUGUAAAGCUCCAGUGACCAUCGCGGUUUUAUUUUGUACAGCUAGUGUCGCUUUCUUUUUUUCUUUCCGAACACUUUAAAAUGUAUUUAUUUCCAUCCGUGUUUAUUCAUCGUAUUGUGCGUGUUUGUUUUUGUUUCUUUCCCCUUUCCAUUGUGUCAUCUUAUUUCAGUAUUUAUAACACAACGUGGUAUGCUCCGCCUACCUGCUUGGUCCAUCGUUUUUUUUGUUUUGUUUUGUUUUUUUUAAAUUUAUAAAUCCCACUUUCCCCAGGCAAGAGAAUGUAAAUGACACUGUGUCGCAUUGGAACCAAAAGGUUUUCUUUUAGUUUGUCUUCAGCCAAGGCCCAUGUUUGUUUGUAUCCAACCAUUAUAUACACUAGCAGGAACGAACAAAAACAUAUCGCUGUAGAUUACUUGAAAUUAUCAGUGUAUACUUUGGGUUUUCAGUAGAGCGCGCAUGCAGUCCUGUUUGUGCCAAAAAACCAUGUCCGGAGUUCAAUUUUUAAUAUAUAUAUAUAUAUAUAUAUAUAUGAGUGAUUCCAUGCUUAUGGGGACAUGAACUUAUUUUUAAAAAUUCACCUAAAA
This is a messenger RNA of Neoarius graeffei (lesser salmon catfish), 4717 nucleotides long. RefSeq names its product ATM interactor (gene atmin). Gene Ontology annotation, molecular function: DNA-binding transcription factor activity, RNA polymerase II-specific; transcription cis-regulatory region binding. Gene Ontology annotation, cellular component: nucleus. The record is from RefSeq and is a predicted model, not a curated record. Bases 33 to 2327 code for a protein of 764 amino acids. Lineage: Eukaryota; Metazoa; Chordata; Actinopteri; Siluriformes; Ariidae. The transcript has 4 exons. Gene Ontology annotation, biological process: regulation of transcription by RNA polymerase II.